Messenger RNA from Haliotis rubra (blacklip abalone), 682 nucleotides. RefSeq names its product dysbindin-A-like. The transcript has 5 exons. Lineage: Eukaryota; Metazoa; Mollusca; Gastropoda; Lepetellida; Haliotidae. Bases 80 to 667 code for a protein of 195 amino acids. The record is from RefSeq and is a predicted model, not a curated record. Gene Ontology annotation, biological process: negative regulation of protein kinase activity. Gene Ontology annotation, cellular component: cytoplasm.
CCCGUGUGAUACAGAAUUGUGAGAAGAGCAGGGAAGGGUGCACACCUCUGGAUGAUUUGAAUGAUCUCCCGGCAUAACGAUGAGUGUGUUAGAGAGUAUCAAGGGUACUUUCCACAGUGUACAGCAGGAUAUAUUUGACGGUCUGAAGGCACUGACGUCACUGGAUGCUCAGCCUCGACAGGAUAUCCUCAAGCGAUUGCGAUCAGAUGGAGUCAGUCUCGAUGCAGGGGCAGAUUUGCUCAACAAAUAUCAGAGGACAUGGAAGGAGCUUCAGACGUACACCUCUCGUACAGCCAAGAAAGCCGAGGAGGUGGACAGCGAGAUCGGUCAGCUGUACAGCAAUUGGAACAAACAGGUGGACAUGGUCAGUCAGAUGGAAGAGGAGGUCGCUGAACUGCCGGACGUUGUCACACUCGUCAAGAAACUGACCACGGAUCUGGGGUACAUCAAGCGGGACUGUGAGGUCGUGGAGGGGGCCCUGGAGAGGUUGGAGAAUGUUGUUGAGGAACUGGAGCAUCAGAAGAACAAGAAAGCUCACCUGGUUCAGCUUGCAACUUACAAAAAGAAAAAGAUGGAAGAGGUGGAGAAGGUCAAAGGUCAGUUGGAAACAUUAAUCACAAUUAUGGUUGUUAGAGCCUGUGUGAGAUCAGAUCAUGCCUUAUCAUAGCUGAUAAAUAUUGCU